GUCAAAAAUUAUUGUUCAGUCAUCAAGGUAGGCUUUUAGUUUGGUGCAAUCGAGAACAGCUUAUGAAAUGGAUUUUAUGGAUCUGGACUCAUUUCGUCAGAGAUAUAGCGAUAUAACUGUCACAGCUGUGCCAUCUGUACCGAAAUCAAGUAAUUCCGAGGAAAACCUAGAUGAAGUGGAGAAUAACACUGUGGAAGCAAUUCAAAUGGCACCACCAACACCACUUGUGGAAAUCAUACCACUAGGAGCAGCAACUUUCGCUCCCUCCUCUUCGCACCAUACGCGCAGCAAGUUGCAACAGCAACAAAAAGUGGCAGAUGCCACGGCCUAUGCCAACGAAUACAAACAAGUGCUGGCCAAGCUGGAGUACACCAAGUUUGUGCAGGCCCAGCUCCAAAUGAUGUCCCUGACCACCAAUGGAGCUGGAGGAGGAAAUGCAACGGAAACGCCCAACAUAGUGGAUGUCUACGGCAGCCUGUUGCGGACCAUAGCAGAGAUGCAAAGCAAUUUGGGACCAACAACAAUUGGAUUGCGUGCCCCAAAGGAGCGCCUGUUGCGUGACAUUGCCCAGGCACGUGUCCUUGUGCGGGAGUGCAUUCUCUUGCUCAUGCGCGACCAGCAGCAAACAGUAAUCGUAGAAGAAGCCACUCAACGUCAGUGACGUCAGCUGGCAACGCUUUAA
This is a messenger RNA of Drosophila albomicans, 682 nucleotides long. RefSeq lists its product as uncharacterized. The record is from RefSeq and is a predicted model, not a curated record. The transcript is spliced from 2 exons. NCBI's taxonomy places the organism in Eukaryota, Metazoa, Arthropoda, Insecta, Diptera, Drosophilidae. Gene Ontology annotation, cellular component: cytoplasm; nucleus. Bases 68 to 661 code for a protein of 197 amino acids.